Drepanopeziza brunnea f. sp. 'multigermtubi' MB_m1 is the source of this 1185-nucleotide messenger RNA. RefSeq lists its product as uncharacterized. Gene Ontology annotation, biological process: mitotic spindle elongation; vesicle-mediated transport. Gene Ontology annotation, cellular component: Golgi membrane. The record is from RefSeq and is a predicted model, not a curated record. Lineage: Eukaryota; Fungi; Ascomycota; Leotiomycetes; Helotiales; Drepanopezizaceae.
AUGCCCGCCGACUACACCUCCACAGCUCGCGCCCUCGCCCUCCCCAUCUCCCCCAGAGUAUCUCAAUCUCCAGACCGACUCUCCCAAUCAACACGCCCGCCCUGGUCCCGCCGCCUCUCCACGAACCCUUCUCGCCACCUCAACUCCUCGCCCUACGCCCUCCCCGUGCGCACCGAAUCAUACAAGACGCAAUUCCUGCGCUCGGCGAACAACAUUCAGCGCAAGGUCGUCAAGACAUUCUUUUCCUUCUCUAUCAGCCAGCGAAUAGCUGCCAUCACGGCCAUCGUGGUCUUCAUCGUCUUCCUUAUCCUCUUCCUCGUCUAUAACGAGCGCGUAUUCGGGUACCUCGCGCCCGCAGCGAAGAAGUGGCACGAUGUCCGUGGAGGCUGGACGAUCCUGUGGCUAUUGACGUGCGUGCUGUCCUUUCCGCCGCUGAUAGGGUACAGCACGACUAUCACCAUAUCCGGCUUCGUAUACGGGUUCCCCAAUGGAUGGUAUAUCGUAGCCUCCGCCACGAUAGUAGGAUCGACCGCGUCGUUCCUAGCCAGCAGGACCAUACUAUCGAAAUACGUACACCGGCUCGUAGGGCAGGAUAAGCGUUUCGAAGCCUUAGCUUUGACGCUGAAGCAUGACGGCAUCAAGAUCCUGUGCAUGAUCCGCUUGUGUCCCUUGCCGUACAGCUUGUCCAACGCAGCCAUUUCCACCUUCCCAACGGUGCACCCGCUGUCCUUCGCACUAGCCACAGCACUGACAAGCCCGAAGCUGCUGAUCCAUGUGUUCAUCGGGAGCAGACUGGCGAGCAUUGCUGAAAGCGGCGGCAAGAUGGACGGCAAAACGAAGGCCAUCAAUUACGCGAGCAUAUUGUUCGGGGCAGCCAUGGGUGCCAGCGUUGGGUGGCUCAUCUACCAGCGGACGAUAUCGAGAGCGAGGGAGUUGGAAAUAGAGGCCCUGGAGGCUGGGACAGGGGAAAGUGCCGUGCUGGCUGUGGAAGGGAGGGGAUAUAGCGACGAUGGCGUGAAUGUGACUGACGCAGUAGCUUUGAUGGGAGAUGAUGAUAUUUCAUUAUGGGAAAACGAUGGCAGCAGGGAUGCGACAUAUCAUGACGAGUUCACAGACGAUGAGGAUGUAUUUGCCAGUGGGGACAUUGAAGAGGAUCCCAGAAAGCCAGAUCCGCCUCAUGAAUAG